AUGGACUUUCUGGAUUUAUUUUUGAUGAGACAAUGUUUGAUUUUCCAGCAAAGGUUCUUUCUUCAGUUACUGGAGUUCUUUAACUACCUCCAACAACACGAAUUAGAUCAACACCCUCAAUUAAACAACUACAUGUACUUGGCCAUGCUUAAAGGCUGGCAUGUAGCCAUGCCCUACGCUGGCAUUGGUUAA
Meloidogyne enterolobii is the source of this 192-nucleotide messenger RNA. The record is from the annotation of a GenBank genome assembly. NCBI's taxonomy places the organism in Eukaryota, Metazoa, Nematoda, Chromadorea, Rhabditida, Meloidogynidae.